AUGGAUUUCAUCAACAAAGUUACUGGUGGUCAAAACACCGAAGGUCACCAACAGCCUACCACUCAACAAGGUGGCGGCUUGAUGGACAAGGUGAACAACACCCUUGGCGGUGGCCAAAGUGGCGAGCAAAAAGAGGGUGUCGACAUGUUCCAAGAGCGUGUGCUCGGCCAAGGUCCUCAAACCAACGAGUCCGCUAUCGAGCAAGCUAAGGACGAGCAGAUUUCUGACGCUAUCAGGAGUGGCUACAAGAGCAUGACUGGCAAGGACGUUCCCAUUCAGGACAAGUAA
This is a messenger RNA of Acaulospora colombiana, 288 nucleotides long. NCBI's taxonomy places the organism in Eukaryota, Fungi, Glomeromycota, Glomeromycetes, Diversisporales, Acaulosporaceae. The record is from the annotation of a GenBank genome assembly.